Dipodomys ordii (Ord's kangaroo rat) is the source of this 2466-nucleotide messenger RNA. It is a transcript of the gene Cep70, whose product is annotated as centrosomal protein 70kDa. The coding region runs from base 139 to 1827 and encodes 562 amino acids. The record is from RefSeq and is a predicted model, not a curated record. Gene Ontology annotation, biological process: cilium assembly; regulation of microtubule cytoskeleton organization. Gene Ontology annotation, molecular function: gamma-tubulin binding. Gene Ontology annotation, cellular component: centrosome. The transcript is spliced from 16 exons. Lineage: Eukaryota; Metazoa; Chordata; Mammalia; Rodentia; Heteromyidae.
GCCAGGCUGGGCGGGCUGCAGGCGGGAGGCGGCGGCUGAGGAAGAUGAAGAUCCAGUUUCUGACAUGAGAUUCACUGAGUGAUCAUUUCAUUGAGAUCAACUUGAAUAACCAGGUAUUCAGUGCAAGAGGAAUACACCAUGGCUGAGGGCACUCAAAUUUAUUUAUUACCAGUCUCUACUUCUGAUUCUUCAAAAGAAGUAAAAAGCACAUCGUCAGCAUCUCCUAAUACCCAGGAUUCCAGUCAGCUGUCACAGAGACUCCUGAUAGAAAAACAGCAGGAAGAAGCAGAAUGGGAAAACAUAAACACGCUGUUGAUGACAUAUGGCCUAAAACCUUUGUGUCUUGUCAAGAGGAUGGACCUUAAAGAUCUCAUUGUUUUUGAUAAGCAGUCCUCACAGAGGAUGAGGCAAAAUUUGAAGGUGCUGAUGGAGGAGACAUCACGGCAGCAGAAGAUGAUCCAAGAGCUCAUAGACUGCAACCAGCAGCUGAAAAAUGACCUUCAGCUAGAACAAAACCGAGCAGACCAUCAGGAGCAACGGGCUAAUGACUUAGAAGAAGUGAUGGAGGGUGUGAAAUCCAAAAUUGGUGAAUUGGAAGAUGAAUCGCUUAAUAGGGUUUGCCAGCAACAGAGUAAAAUCAAAGAGCUUCAGAAGGAACAGAGAGCUUUACAGAUGAAAUGCCAACAUUACAAGAAGAAACGAGUGGAACAGCAAGAGAUUAUUACUUCUUUGCAAAAGGAGAUGUGCAGACUAAGGAAAGAGGAGGAGGAGCGUGUUAUCACUCAGAACAGAGUGUUUUCCUACCUCUGCCGCAGAGUUCCCCACAGCAUCCUGGACAGACAGUUGCUUUGUCUAAUUGAUUACUAUGAAUCUAAACUUAGAAAAAUCAAUUCACAAAGGCCAACACAGCAUGAAUUAAGACUUUAUAAACAACAGGUGAAGAAAUUGGAAAAGGCCCUUAAGAAAAGUGUUAAAUUACAAGAGCUUAUCAGUCCUAAAAAGACUGAGGACACAGAAAGAAAAGAUAUGCCCAGCAAAGAAAACCAUCAACCAGCCCUAGUUGACCAGAGAUACUUUCAGGUGCUGUGUAGCAUCAACUCCAUUAUUCACAACCCCAGAACUCCAGUAAUAAUUUACAAGCAGAGCAAAGGAGGAGCCCCAAAUUUCAACAAAGACCUUGUGCAAGACUGUGGAUUUGAACAUCUCAUUCCAAUAAUAGAAAUGUGGGCAGAUGAGCUGACAUCCCUAAAGGAUUUGUACAAAACCCUGAAGAUGCUGUCUGCAGAGCUGGUCCCGUGGCACAACUUCAGAAAGCAGAGUGAGAACGAAGGUGUCAGAGUGGAGGACCUGCUGCUCAUGGUGGACACCAUGCUGGAGGAAGUGGAGAAUAAGGACAGACAGGACAGCAAAAUGCCGAACCUUCAAAUGCUGCACGCUAUUGUCUCCCACUUCCAAAAACUGUUCGACGUGCCGUCCUUGAACGGAGUGUACCCGCGGAUGAAUGAAGUGUACACGAGGCUGGGGGAGAUGAGCAACGCUGUGAGAAACCUCCAGGAGCUCUUAAAUUUAGACAGCUCGUCUUCGCUGUGCGUGCUGGUGAGCACGGUGGGCAGGCUGUGCAGGCUGCUGCACGAGGACGUGAAGGAGCAGGUGAAGCGCGUGCUAGGACCUGAAGACCUCCAAAGCAUUAUCAGCAAGUUGGAAGAACAUGAGGAAUUUUUCCCGGCAUUUCAGGCUUUUAUUAAUGAUCUACUACAAGUCUUAGAAAUUGAUGACUUGGAUGCCAUUGUACCUGCAAUAAGGAAAUUAAAAGUACUUUCAUACUGAAAACAAACCAAAUCAUUUUUACUGUGUAAAUUGUAUUCCUAACCUUCUAAGCAUUACAGAACUGGUCUUAUUUUAAGACAAGAGUUCUAAAAUGUAUUAGUCUCCAGAAUUCAUCCUUUUCUUAGUAUUUGGGUCAUUCUUCACCAUAUUAUGUGUUUUUUUUUAAAAUUAGCCUUACAAUUCUUCUACAGAAAAUAGCUGCUAAGUUAUUGAAAUAUUGAAGUAAUUUAUUAGAUCCUGUAAUCAUUUCUUAAACAAUUCUUGAGUGCUUUACAGUUUGUGGUCAUUUUAAAGUAGUUUGUGUGUGAGACCCAGGGAGAGAGAGAUUGCAGAUGACAGAAAAGUUGGAUUUAAGUUCAGGGCUUAAUGGCCUUUGGAUCAGGCAAGAGGAAUCCCAGCCAGAAGGGCCUCUGCGCUCCUGGCACCCGUGUCAAGAUAUUCUUUAGAGCAGCUCCCCAUUCAGAGCAGGAGGGAGGAAAGGAAGAAAGAGAAAGAAGGAAGUGUGUUCUUUGUGUUAGGGCAGGAUCAUGGAUCCCAGGGUAAGAGAGAGAGAGAGAUUUUGCUGAGAAAGUGUCCAGUUGGCAAUCUUGUUGUAAUUAGUUUUAUAAGGAUAUAAGAUUUCAAAUAAAAAUUGUGUAA